AUAAAAUUUUAAUGGUGGUGUACGGUUCGUUCAGCUCGCAUCGCGUCGCAACAUCUCGUUUUGUUGGUCAGUGAAAAAUAUCAGAAAAUCCAGAGAAAAUCAAAGAAAGGCCCUCAAUAUAUAUAAUUAUAAAUAUUAUGUAUAGCAAUUGUUGUCUCGCGGCGUCGUGCAUCACACAGUGACAAAAUACAAAACAAAAAUACAAAUUGCAAGCAACAAAAUAUAAACGAAGCAAAUAUAGAAAAACAGCGCGUCGCGUCUGAAAUUGCAAAUUGCAAUAAAGUCUGAAACGUGAAGAAGCAGCAGAAGAAGAAGAAGCAGAGCAAUAGCAGUGUAUAAACAGCAAUUGAAAGAAGCGGCAAAACACAAAUCACAAUAUAAAAAAACAACAACAAAACAAAAACAUCUACAACUACAAUUGAAAAAAAAAACAAAAAAACUGCAAAACUAAAUGCAACAGCUAAGCAACAGUAUUUUUGCUCAACAUUAAAUUAAAUAACUCACUAAUCAUACUAAUACAAGUAUAGAUAUUUGUAAAUGCAAAAUCUCUAGCAGUGAUUAUAUGUUGCAUUUUUUGAAACCAAAAAAACCAAAUUAAAAGCAAAUAAAAUAAAAUCCGAGGAGAGAGAAGAACGCAGCGAGCUUAAGCCAACAAAAAUAAAACCGUAGUACGACUAGUAAAAGACACCACCAAUUUAAUUUGAACAGAGUUUAAGUAAAAUAAAAACAAAACACAACAAAAAACCAAGAAAAUAUUAGCCAAAAUCUAAUAGAUGUCUAUGUGUAUUACAUAUAUAUAUAUGUAUCGGUCAUCUAUAGCAUAAUAUAAUAAAACAAAACCAAGCAUAUAUUUACAACAUAAGCCAUAUAUACCAACUACAUAAAUAUAUAUAUAUCGCAGCUAAAAGACAAGCAGCUAGAAGCGACCGCAAGCAAACGGUCUCAAUCAUUUGAAAAAUCAUCUUAUAGAAAUAAUCUAUAUAAUAAAAGACAAAGCGCAGCUCGUCAAAUAAAACAAACAAAAUAAAAUGGAGGACAAUAACACAAGCAGCAGUGCGAGCGGUGCGCCCAUCAAACUCGAGGAUCCAUCGGUGACACUCACAAUAAGGCUGAUUAUGCAAGGAAAGGAAGUCGGUAGUAUUAUUGGUAAAAAGGGUGAAAUUGUCAACAGAUUUCGUGAGGAGUCUGGUGCCAAAAUUAACAUUUCGGAUGGCUCAUGCCCGGAACGCAUUGUAACGGUGUCUGGCACAACAAGCGCAAUCUUCUCGGCAUUUACGCUAAUUACAAAGAAAUUUGAAGAGUGGUGCUCGCAGUUCAAUGAAGUUGGCAAAGUUGGCAAAACUCAAAUACCCAUUCGAUUGAUUGUGCCCGCCAGUCAAUGUGGAUCAUUAAUUGGCAAGAGUGGCUCAAAGAUAAAGGAAAUACGCCAAACUACAGGCUGUUCCAUACAGGUGGCCAGCGAUAUGUUGCCAAACUCCACGGAGCGAGCAGUUACCUUGAGUGGCAGCGCCGAGCAGAUAACCCAAUGCAUCUAUCAGAUAUGUCUUGUCAUGUUGGAGUCUCCACCACGCGGUGCUACCAUACCAUAUCGACCAAAGCCGCAAGUGACUGGGCCAGUUAUUUUGGCCAAUGGACAGGCCUUCACCAUACAAGGCAAUUAUGCGGUGCCCACACAAGAGGUUGCCAAGAAUCCAUUGGCCAGUUUGGCUGCCUUGGGCCUAGCCGGCAUGACGCCAACCGGCACCAGCGGAAUCAAUCACACAGCUCUGGCUGCUUUGGCUGGAUCGCAGUUGCGCACGGCCAACGCGAAUCGGGCACAGCAGCAGCAGCAUGAGAUGACCGUCUCAAAUGAUUUGAUUGGCUGCAUUAUUGGCAAGGGCGGCACCAAAAUUGCUGAAAUACGUCAGAUCUCCGGCGCCAUGAUACGCAUCUCCAACUGUGAGGAACGUGAGGGCGGCAAUACCGAUCGUACCAUAACCAUAAGUGGUAAUCCGGAUUCGGUUGCAUUGGCCCAAUACUUAAUCAACAUGAGAAUAUCAAUGGAGACCGCUGGACUGCCCAUACCUGGUUACCACUAUAUUGCGCCCAGUGCAAUUGUUAAGACACCCAUACACUAAGUGCAACGCAAAUUCAACAAACAACAACAACAGAAACAAAACAACAACCAACCAUCAAAUAAAAAGCUAAAACAAAUCGAAUGCAGCGAGGGACUGGAGCCGCAAAGCUGUAACCAACUGUAACAACUGUGACAGCGGGGAGAACGGCAAAAAUCGGCGACGCAUGAAUCGUCAAAUGUUAAAUUAUAAGCAAUAAGUAAAAUGCAGAAAAGGUAUAAAAAAUUACAAAAAAAAAAAAGAAAAGAUAAAUCACAAACAAAUCAUAUGACAACAAGAUGUCAAAUCACCGAUGGAGGAGGAGUAAAGAGAAUAUUAACGACAUACAUAAACCACGUUCAUAGACACAUACAUACAUACAUACAGACAUAUACGAAUACAUACGCGUUAUAUUUAUUCAUUGAUUCUUAUUAAUUAUGAUAUUUUUUAUUAAGUUUAAAACAAAGUAAUAUGAAGAAAGAAAACAAAACAAUAAGAAUAACUUUAUGUUAAAACCGUUUUCGGGCACACUUCUUCCCUGAGGUUCGUGUGCCCAAAAGAGUAAGAACAGAACAGCAAUUAAUUGUAAGCUUAGUCAAAAUGAAGACAAAACAAACAACAAUAAUUAUAACCAACAAACAAACAAACAAACAAACAAAAAAAACACAGCAAAUACAGCAAAAGUAAAAGCAAACUUCUAAAUGCAAUUAAAUUUUAAGCCAAGUAAUUGUGCAUGCACAUAACCAAAAACAAAAAACAACAUACAACAAAUUUAAGCAUUAUAAAAACAAAUCGUAAAAAAAAGAAUAUUUAACAAUAAUGAUGAAAGCCAAGCAGCAAGCAAAGCAAAGAGACAAAAAUUACAUACUAAAUCAUAACAAAAGAAAAUAAAGAAAUUAAUUAAUUAAUUUUCACUUUGUUAGGCGACAAAUUUUGUGCGUUUGUUGUUAAUAUUUAUAUACAUACAAUUAUAUAUAUGAAUAUGACGGAUAUACAUACAAACAAACAUAUACUAUAUUAAUUGAUAUAAUAAUUUUUAAUUUUAUUAUUUUUAUUAUUGUAAUUGUUAUCGAAAUUGUAUUUGUGAUUUUUGAAUAUGUUUAGACUGAAGGACAAAAUUUAUUCUGUUUAUUGAUUAAACUACAUACAUAUAAUAACUAUGAACUAAUUAAAUUAAAUUAAUCUAAAUUAAAUACGACUUGAUUUUUACAUUUUUCAAAAUUAGUUAUAAUUUGUUGUACGAAAACUGAACGACAACAACAACAACAAUAAGAAGAAGAAAAAAUACAAAAAUCAGAGAAACAUCAACUGAGCGGAAACAUUUGAAGCCAAAUUUAUUUUUGUUAAAACAUUUUGCAAGGUGUUUUGGUUUUUUAGUGAAAAUGUUAAAUUAAGUGACCAAAAUUCAAAUUACAAUAAUAAUGUUUAAGCACUUUUGCGGCGAUUAAAAAGACUUUUCUAAUGCGUGGAAAAUGAAAUGAGAAUAAUGGAUUUAAUUUAAUUAAUACUAUUGCGAUUAUGCUUAAAUUAAAGUAUAAUUUUAAAACAUUAGCUGUUAAAUUUAUACGCAAAACAACAUCAAAACAAAAAAUAAAAUGAUUUUCAAUGUUAAAACUACAAAAAAAAAACAACACUUAAUUUAAUUUGAGUUAAAUUUAAUUUUAGGCUGGGCAGCAAGAAGCAAAAAUUAAUUAAUAAAAAGAAAAUUGCAAAUGCAACUGUGGCUUGUUAAAUAAAUUACCAAAUAAUUUUAAGCCACAAUAGUGACGAAAUUUAGUUACAUACAUACUCACACAUAAAAACACACACACACAGACACCUACAUAAAAAAUGAAAUUAAAAACAAUUUAUAAAUAUAUACAAACAUAUGUCUGUUAGGUUAGGCGCUAGCCGAAACAUCAAUCCGUAAGCUAGUUAAACAAAAUAACAAUUUAUGGGCAGAAAAAUGUGUCAAAUUUCGAUUAUACAAAUUAAUUAUACCAUAAGGCAGAAAUAUAAAAAAAAAAAAAAAACAAAACUAAACAAAUACAAUUACCCAAACAUAUCCACAACAAGAAAAAAUAAAAAUACAACAUAAUUAUUGUAAUCAGAAGAAAAUUAUACAAAAGCAUAUAAAGUCAAACAUAUCCCAGAGAACACGAACAAUUUCAAUGCAUAUAUCAUUUAUUUGUACUCUACACAUUAUAAAUUAGUUGAAGGAACAUUAAUUUUUUGAAUGCUUACAAUAACUUGAAAUUAAUUUUGAUCCCUUUACGCUAAUUUUCUUGCAUAAUUAAAAUAAUAAUAAUAAAGACACUUAUGAAGCAAAACUUGAUUACAGGAAAUUGUUAAUAGCAUAAAAAAGAAACAGAAUUGAUAAAUGAUAAUACUAUUACGAUAUAAUGAUAAAUGCAUUACUGUUAGCUUAGAGCCACACUCUACGUAUAAUUGACUAAAACUAAUGUUUUAAAAAAUAAAAUGAGGAUCAAGCAAAAUGUGCAACACAGGCAGCAAAAUAUCUAGCGAAACUAUUUCGUGAUUUUAGUGACAAAUAUUUCGCUGAUGACAAUUUGAAGCAAUCAUUUUUGAACCAACAACAAAAUAAACAAAUGAAAUUAAGAAAGUUGAAUGGAAGCAAAGCCGUAUAUCUAUAUAUAAAUAAAUUAUAUAUCUAUAUAUAAAUAUACAUAUAUUAAAUAAAUUAUUAUGUACACUUGUAUUUAAUUGUAUUUGAAAUAUUUAGUAAAUUUUUUGCGCAAGUUACAAACCAACUAAAUAAAAGAUAACAAAAAAAGAGAAGAAAACAAUUAAAAUAAAAGAAAUAUAAUGAUAAUGAGAAUGAGAAUGACGCACGUUGACGGGUUAACAACGGAAUAGUGAUUGGGACUAUUUGUAACAUAAAGAAAGAACAAAACAAAAGGGAUAAAUUAAUUAUGUGCAUGUGUGUGUAUAAAGAAACUACAUUUAAAAUAGCUCAAUAGCUCAACAACAAUUUCAAAUGAAUUUUUACUAAUAUGUGUAUGUGUAUGUAAAUUAUUAAAACAAUUUGUUGAAAACUUGUAAAUUUGCAAAGGAAAAAUACGUGUAAGAAAAGCAAUUUUAAUGGUGCCUUAAAAACCAAACCAAGCAAAUUUCUUCUUGCCCCACAUAAUCGAGAACAACAACAAAACUAAAAAAAGAGAAACAGCAUUUGUGUGACAAUUUCUGUGGCAGUGUGAGUUUUCUACCUUUCCACCAACAAAAAUUCUAUAGAUAUUUUCCUAUCAACUUUCCCAGCUUAUGUAUGAUAUUUAGUUACAAAACUAUGCUUACAUUCUUACAUAAGCCUUUCGACAUAAAGAAAUUAUCCCUUUUAGAGACAUAUGACCCACAAUUGCUUAAAGCUAUUCGAGUUUCAACAACCAAAAUAACAAGAACAACAACAACCAAUGUGUAGAGUUGCCCGUUAUAGUACUUGAGAACAAACAAAAUAUAAAAAAUACAUAAAAUGAAAAAAUAUAAUAUAAAUAUCAAAUAUAAAUAAUAAUGUAUUUAAUAUUUAUUUAAUAAAUUAGCUGCAAGUAUGUAGUAGUUGAACAAAAAACAAUAUAACACCGAUUCUCGAAACAUUAUCCGAUUUAAUGAACAAUUAGUCAGCAACUUAACAAAAUAUACUAAUUAACACACAACACACAUAUAAAUGUUUCUCUCAGUGUAAUUACAAAUCACUUGAAUGUAUUUGCUCACAUUUUACAAUACAUGUCAAAAAGAAAAAUACACAAAAAAAGAAAAAACAUUAAAACAAAAACAUAAACAUAAACUCUACACAAUAAGUCGAAAAACAAAAGCAUUUAAGGCACUUGACAUAUGGAUUGAAAAACGGAUGAACGGAUGUAAACAAUUGUUAAAAGGCAAAUGUAGAAAAUGAUAAAAAAAACAUAUUUAUAUACAUAUACAUAAAAAAAAUAAAAACAGAAGCUAAUUCUUAAGGUAUUUUAGAUAUUCUUAUUUAAUAUCCAAAAAAAAAAAGAAAA
This is a messenger RNA of Drosophila albomicans, 6085 nucleotides long. RefSeq names its product poly(rC)-binding protein 3 (gene mub). The record is from RefSeq and is a predicted model, not a curated record. The coding region runs from base 1029 to 2117 and encodes 362 amino acids. Gene Ontology annotation, cellular component: nucleus; cytoplasm. Gene Ontology annotation, biological process: regulation of gene expression; regulation of RNA metabolic process. NCBI's taxonomy places the organism in Eukaryota, Metazoa, Arthropoda, Insecta, Diptera, Drosophilidae. Gene Ontology annotation, molecular function: mRNA binding. The transcript is spliced from 10 exons.